AUGCCUUUCGUGGCGUAUUUGAGCCUUACAAGCGACUAUGCAGCCAUUUUAAGGAAAAAUAGUCGAGGUAUGGUCACAAAACACAAGAAUAGAAUAAAUCUAAACGUUUUGAUUUUAGAAGAAGUUUCUGAUACUGAAGAAUUUGCUCAAGAAAUUAAAAGAAUGAAGUUGGAUAAUACAGGAAAGAACAAUGAGAAGAAUGAUCAAGUUGAAGUAUCAUUUAUGAAAGAUGUUGAAACUGUGCCUGAACGUAAUUUAAUCAUCAAUGAUUACCUGAAACAAGUUCAAUUAUGUGCAUCGACAUUUAAAACGGCACCAGAGCUUGUUGAACAUUUCAAUGCAAAGCAUAAUAAACAACCAAAACCUGGUGAAGUUCCUUCAACUUCUGAUCGUAUUCCCAGAAAAGCUGAUGAACAACGAAAAGGUGGCGUUCAUCAAACAUCUACAAAAUCUCGUCAAUAUCUUUGCGAAGUUUGUGGUAAAUCAUACACACAAUCUUCUCAUUUGUGGCAACAUUUAAGAUUCCAUCAAGGUGUGAAACCAUUUGAAUGUUCUUAUGAAGGUUGUAAUCGUCGAUUUACAAUCCGACCUGAUCUAAACGACCACAUCCGAAAAUGUCACACUGGUGAACGACCUUUUUUGUGCACCACUUGUGAUAAACGUUUUUUGACCGGAUCUGUUUAUUACCAACAUCGAUUGAUUCAUCGUAAUGAACGUCGUUAUGGAUGUGAAGAAUGUGGAAGACGAUUUUAUCGUGCAGAUGCUUUAAAAAAUCACAUGUCUUUUAAUUUGGCAUUUUUAAAGCUUAUUCAUACUGGUACGAAACCUUAUACUUGCGCUGAAUGUGGCAGAAUGUUUCGUCAACGUGGAGAUCGCGAUAAACACCUUAAAGCACGUCAUCCACAUGCUGGAGCUGCAAACUCACCAAAGAAAGAACGAAUCAAAUCAUUUGGUCGUGGAAGAACAAAAGACAACACGAGUUUGUAUGAAGCGAAACCAGAUUUUUCUUUGUAG
This is a messenger RNA of Clunio marinus, 1014 nucleotides long. NCBI's taxonomy places the organism in Eukaryota, Metazoa, Arthropoda, Insecta, Diptera, Chironomidae. The record is from the annotation of a GenBank genome assembly.